CUACUCAUAUACUAUUUGUAGUAUAUCUUUUUAGGUUUUGUUGCUUAUAUAUUUUCUAAUUUUUCAUUAAUUUACGACGUAAAUUCCAAUCAUAUGAAAAAUAAAUUAUCAGGAUCCAUAAGUGUUACUUUAUUUAUUUUACUAGGUAAAACAAAAGAUAUUGUUGCACAAUAAUGGGAAAUGCUGGAAGUAAUCAAACAGUCAAUCAUACUCAUACUUCAGGUAGAGAUCAUCGGCACAGUAAAGAACAUGGACCACCUUCCCCAGGAAAGGAAGGCCAGGCAUUUGUUUUUGACAAAAAGUCGAAUCAAAAGCUAAUUUUCCAAUCGUCUCAAGAAGAAGAAGAGCCCUAUUAUACAAAAAUAAAACAACGUGAUGGAGAUAAUUUUGGUGGAACACGUCCCAGAUCAAAUACAGUAUCCGAAGGAACAAAAGUUACCGAUAGCAAAGUAUUGCCUACAGUUUUUAAAUGGGAAGGAGGUGGAAAACAAGCAUAUAUCAGUGGAACGUUCACAGGAUGGAAAACAUUACCUAUGGUAAAGAGUCAUGGUGAUUUUGUUACUAUUAUUGACUUACCAGAAGGAGAACAUCAAUAUAAAUUCUAUGUUGAUGGAGAAUGGAGGCAUGAUCCUGGUUUGAAAAUAGUUGACAAUGGUAUGGGUUCUAAGAACAACUUAGUAUCUGUAAGAAAAUCAGACUUUGAAGUUUUUCAAGCUCUUGCUAAAGAUAGCGAAGGUGUUUCUAAUAGUAUUCAAACUGAAUAUGGUCAAGAAAUUCCACUUCAUAAACCAUGGGAAAAAAUAGUUGGACCGCCAAUUUUACCACCACAUUUAUUGCAAGUUAUUCUUAAUAAAGAUACACCAUUAUCUUGUGAACCAACUCUUCUACCAGAACCAAAUCACGUGAUGUUGAAUCAUUUAUAUGCUUUGAGUAUUAAAGAUAGUGUUAUGGUUUUAUCAGCCACGCAUCGCUAUCGAAAAAAAUAUGUAACUACUCUAUUAUAUAAACCAAUUUAAUGAUUUACAUCAUUCCUACAUGCGUGAUACUUAAUUAUUUUGGAACGAUAUCAUUAUAUGAAUAAUGAAUUGCACUCACUAUUCAAAUAGCUGAAUUUGUAGGUAAGCUGAAUUAUAAAUGAUAAAAGUUGUUUAACUGCAAAACAAUAUAGUUAAUAUUUAUUAAAGCAAAUCAAGUAUACAUUUUUUAGAAUAUAGUGCUAUAUUGUAUAUUACCUGUAAUUAAGCAAACAAGAAAAGCAAAUUUUGAUUACUAUUGAAUGAACUCUAUAAUCAUUUGAUAUAAUAAUUAAAGAAUUAUAAGAAUUGUUUUUUUCCUAUUAUAACAAAAUUAGAAUUUAAAUAUCAUUGUUGGUUAUUUCUGGUAGAUACGCAUAAGGUGGUUCAGAUCGUGUUCUAAGAAAAUAAGAUCCACUAGCAGAUUUAUCUACAUGUUCUCCCAUUAAAACUAUCCUGGAAUCAAUGCAAUCACCAUUUAUAUAACGAUCCCAAUUUUCGCAUUUUACUGCAGGAAAUCCAGUCUUGGAAUUAAUACUUUCUGUAAAAUAAACGUAGGAUCGUCCGUGACUGCAAGCUUCUAAAAUAGGAAAGAUACAAAUGUGUUAUUUUGAAAUCUUUCGAUGCUAGUUUCGUGAGAUAUAUCUUACCCAUGACUUCUGGGACACAGCAACAACCAGGUUGAACAGCUGUUCCUGCAUUUGGAUAAAAAUCGAUUUUACCUAGGGGUUGAAGAUAACCUAGAAUACCACCACAAGAAUGAAUAACAUCAACAAAUAUCGCAUCGGUUAAAUCCAAACGAGUUUUAUUAGAAGCAAGCAUGUGGAAUCCAGGCAAUGCUGGGUCCAAUCCGGUAAUUCUGCCUAAUUUACCAGAAGUUAUUGCAUCUCCAGCAUUACCAGCUACAUGCGCACCCAAAGAAUGACCUAAGAUAUAUUUGACAAUGUAGAAAAAUGUACAUUAUAUAACUUUUUCAAUUAUGUAUAGUUUAAUUUUGUCUUAAGAUUAACAUAAGAUAUACCGAGGAAAUGAACGUCUUCAGCGGUUAAAUCAGUUUCUGUAACUAAAAAGUCGAUGAAAUUAGCAGCAUCCUUUCCUACACGAACGGUAUUUUGCAUGGGACCAAGAUAAAAGGUACUUGCAGCUAAAGGUUCCCAGUCAACAAGAAUGACAUUGUAAUCAUCGUGUUGCAAGUAAGCUGUACAAUAAUCAAAAUGUAACUUGUUCAAUUACACAUAGACAGAUACAAUUUUAUAAUCAAAUAUUAACUAACCUUCUUUCAUGUUUCUGAGACCAGAGCUCAUAGAACUGGACUUCCAUCCAUGUGUUAUGAACUUUGUUUUUCGUGAUGCUUUAAAAUCUGAAUCGAAAAGUCCUGCAGUAUCAUUAAUCAUAAGUCUCGUGCCAUUUUCUGGACCAGACCUUUAAUUAUAUUUUACAAUAUAUAAAGAUCUUAAUAAUUUAUCGUGUAAGAUAAAUAAAUAUAUAAGUGUACCUUGUGUAAAGGAUA
Molecule: messenger RNA, 2523 nt
Organism: Vespa velutina
Lineage: Eukaryota; Metazoa; Arthropoda; Insecta; Hymenoptera; Vespidae
Product: 5'-AMP-activated protein kinase subunit beta-1-like
Exons: 5
Coding region: 174-1016 (280 amino acids)
Biological process (GO): signal transduction
Cellular component (GO): nucleus; cytoplasm; nucleotide-activated protein kinase complex
Molecular function (GO): protein kinase binding
Source: RefSeq, a predicted model, not a curated record